GGCAACCCUCGGCAACCAUACAACAUAAGAUUUUCCAAAACAAACCGAUAAAAUAGGCUCAGGAAUAAGAUGCCUUGCUGGUAUUAUGACAAAAAGGAGCUACGUGAGACACCUUCGAUACUGGAUGGGGCUUCCUACGAGACAGAGCGGCGCUAUCGAAAGGAGGGCGCACGCUUCAUCAUGGAAUGCGGCACCAAAAUGGGGCUCGGCCACAACACAAUGGCCACCGGUGUCGUGUACUUCCACCGCUUCUACAUGUUUCACUCGUUCAAAAGCUUUCCACGCUACGUUACCGCCUGCUGUUGCCUGUUCCUCGCUGGCAAGGUGGAGGAGACGCCAAAGAAAUGUCGGGACAUUAUCAAAACGGCACGCGGCAUACUUAAUGACAAUUACUUCUACUCGUUUGGAGAUGAUCCCAAAGAGGAGGUAAUGACACUGGAGCGUAUCCUGUUGCAGACGAUCAAGUUUGAUCUGCAGGUGGAGCAUCCCUAUACGUUUCUGCUUAAGUAUGCCAAAUGCUUCAAGGGCGACCAACAGAAGCUACAGAAGAUGGUGCAAAUGGCCUGGAACUUUGUCAACGAUUCACUGAGUACGGUCGUCUGUCUGCAAUGGGAACCAGAGAUUAUAGCCGUUGCUCUGAUUCAUUUGGCCAGCAAGCUGAGCAAAUUUACGGUACUGGAUUGGCUGGGACGUCAGCCGCAGCAUCAGCGAUGGUGGGAUAUGUUUGUAUCGAAUGUUACCAUGGAGAUACUGGAGGAUAUCUGUCACCAGGUGCUCGAUCUUUAUCAGUCGACGCAAAAGGAAGGCCAGGAGCCCAACAGUCCGCCCCAAAAGCCACCCAGUCGUGCCGACAGUCCCACCACAAUCGUCAAAUCUCUGACCCUCAAUUCCAGUGUCGAGUGCCAACCGCCACCACCACCGCAAUCUAGUGGAAAUGGUGGUGAACUGAACAACAUACAGAGCAUCAAGUCACUGGCCAGCGCAAUUCCCGUUGUCUCCAUACCGCCGCCAAAUGAUGCGCUGCCUCUAACCGCACCGAAUGCUGUUGGCGCUCCACUGCCGCCCGGUAGCUUGAACAGUAAUGCGGCCAGCUAUCACAUGUACCAUGCACCGCCACCACCUCCGCCUCCCGUUGUGCCUAUGCCGCCGUAUGUGGCCAACGCCUGGGCACAGCAGCCGCCGCCUCCGACGCACUACACCACAGCUGCCCCGCCUCCACCCAUGCCGCCCAACAUGGGACCCGGGCCGGGACCAAUUGGCGGAGGAGCGCCGGGCUACUACAAUUCCGGACGCCAGCAGCAGCAGCAACGUUAUCAAUAAAUUGGCCUAAAACCUCAAAAAUGUUGUUGCAAUCAGUUGUCGAUUUAGUUAGGAGAAGGAAUCACGUCAAUAAUAAUUAAUAUUAAUAAAGCGUAAUUUUAUUAAAACAAAA
Drosophila innubila is the source of this 1432-nucleotide messenger RNA. RefSeq names its product cyclin-K. NCBI's taxonomy places the organism in Eukaryota, Metazoa, Arthropoda, Insecta, Diptera, Drosophilidae. The coding region runs from base 70 to 1320 and encodes 416 amino acids. Gene Ontology annotation, biological process: positive regulation of DNA-templated transcription, elongation; regulation of transcription by RNA polymerase II. Gene Ontology annotation, cellular component: nucleus; cyclin/CDK positive transcription elongation factor complex. Gene Ontology annotation, molecular function: cyclin-dependent protein serine/threonine kinase activator activity. The transcript has a single exon. The record is from RefSeq and is a predicted model, not a curated record.